CCGGAAGUCAGUGGAGGAAGCUUGGACUGUGGGAACGUACUAAUGUUAUCGGGAAGAUGAACGCCCUUAGCGUCCUCGUGGCGGGAGGGAGGUGGAGAUGGUUUCCAGUUCCACUAGCGUCAUCCUUGUUGCAGGCCCUACCUCGUUCCUGCUGUCGGAAAAAAUCCACUAAGAAAAUGAUUCCCAACAUUGCUUUUAGUGAUGAAAGUACAAAGGAGUCUGGAAAUGCAGUUGACAAGCUCUUCUCUUCAGAACAGCAGGCUUCUAUCUUGCAUGUGUUGAAUACAGCAUCUAAUAAAGAACUUGAAGCUUUCAAAUCACUUCGUGGAAGAAAGUCCAUCAACAUUGUCGCGCACAGAGAAAAGUUUGGGCCAUUUCAGAAUUUGGAGAGUUUAAUGAACGUUCCCUUGUUCCAAUAUAAAACUACCAUUCAAGUUUGUAACUCCAUUCUUUGUCCAGAGACUGGAGGGAAAAAAAGAAAGUCACAGGAAAACCGGCUCUUGAAAAAGCUCAUCAAACCAGAAGUAGGAAGAGAGAGACUGAAGGCAGUUAACAGUAUCGUAUCCAUUGUUUUUGGUACUCGAAGGAUUGCCUGGGCUCACCUUGAUCGUCAAUUGGCAGUGCUGGACUGGCAGCAAAAUGAAUGUUGCCAGUUGAUGAAAGGGACAUACCUAUCAUCUGUCUAUUUAGAAGAGAUUUCUUCAGUCAUUUCAAAGAUACCUACAGCCGACUUCUAUAUUCUGGAAAAAACAGGACUUUCAAUUCAGAACUCAUCUCUGUUUCCUAUCCUGUUACAUCUGCAUAUCAUGGAAGCCAUGCUGUAUGCCUUGUUAAAUAAAACUUUUGCCCAGGAUGGCCAGCAUCGCGUGCUGAGCAUGAACCGAAAUGCUGUGGGCAAGCACUUUGAACUGAUGAUUGGGGACACCCGGACUAGUGGGAAAGAACUAGUGAAGCAGUUCCUUUCUGAGUCUGUGCUUAAGGAGCCUCGGGUAUUCUUCCCAUCAGAUAAGAUAGUCCACUACCGACAGAUGUUUUCAUCUACUGAACAAAAUAGAAUAGAAGAGUUAUAUGAUUCAAUAUUACAAGCUAUUGCUUUCUAUGAAUUAGCAGUGUUUGACACUGAACCUUAAAAUUCUGAUACCAUCUGUUAUUUUAAAUUAUAUUUAUUAGCUUUAAAGUUGUAAAAACCAACUGUUUUGAACAUCCAUGUUAAUGGAGAAGAAAACAUGUUUGAGUGUAUUUAGAUAAAGUCAGACUUGGCUGUUGAAUGGUUUAUUCAAUAAUAAGCCAAAGCCAAAUCAAUAAAUACUUUAUGAGAUUCUUGCCUUUUAGGUUUAAGUGUUAAACAGUACGAUACCCCCUAAACGGCCAAAACAAGAAACAAAAGUUAUCUUCCCUUAAAAGCAAAUACCAUCUAUACUAAAAAAUUUCCUGAAAUAGGGAAUACAUAAUGAGUUGUUCUGGAUGGUGCUUAUCGUAAGAAUAAAGCUAAAUAUAACUGGUAAUACAACUUGUGGAACCCUCUUCUGAUUCUGUGAAUAGAAUGUGGUUUGAUGCAAUGCUUCCAAAAGGUGAUUUUCAUCAGCUCUAUCAAGUCCAAAGCAAACAAGCUUUGUCUAAUAGGCUCAUUAUAUUACUUUGAAAUCUUUUACUUGGCAGACCAUCUUUUGAUAAGCGCACUUAAAUUUUUUUCUACAUCUCUCCAUUUUCUAUUACAUCUGCCUUAGUUCAGGCCCUCCUUAUAGCUCACCUAUACUGAACCUAAGUCUCUUUGAUGUCAAAGAAUUAGGUCUUUUCUUUAAAAGUGAAAUAUACUUGUUGGGAAAAAAUUCAAAUAAUCUGAAAUAUAUAAAAUAAGUGGAAGUCCUCCCUUCCAGCACCUUGUAACUCCCGAGGGAGUUUGUUGCCAUACACAUGUAAACCUCUACAGCUACAUGUAUGAACGUAAACAUCCCCACCUUGGAAAUGUAGAUAUCUCAAACUACACACGUCUGAAAUCAUUGUCUUCCCUCCAAACCACCUCCUUUGCCACCGUUUUAUACUCUGGUAAACAGCCUCCCCAACCAUCCAACUGUUCAUACCAUUCAUGUGGUAAUUUACUUCCGACAUAUUUCUGGAAAUAGCUAUUAAGUGAAAAUGUCUCUUUUAGACACUUAUAGGACAGGAUGCUAAAUAUUGAAAACUCAUCAAAAUUUGCUUUUAUCAUAAAAGUGAAUCUAAAUCUUAAAGGAAUUUAUCACCUUUAAGAUUUGAGGAAAAAAUUUCCCCAAAUUAUGCUAAAUGUAAAGAAAAAAAGGUAGUAAAUAUGUCCCUAUUAGGAAGGAAAAUAUCCCUACUAUUUCUUGAUUUUUCAUUAUUUAUAUAAUUCUAUGGAGUUAUUUUACUUUGGUUCCUCAGUUAUUGAGAAUUACUAGAAUUUUCUAAUAAUAAAAGAAGACCAAAUUAACAAGUAAGUCUCUACAGGUAGUGUACUCUUGUAUUCUAGAAAAAAAAAUAAAUCCAUAUACUUAAAAAAAAAAUGAUUUAGAUGUUAUCCUUUCUUUUGUACAGGACAAAACCUGUAAGAUAUAGCCUGUACCCAAACCUAUACA
Messenger RNA from Hipposideros armiger (great roundleaf bat), 2591 nucleotides. It is a transcript of the gene TEFM, whose product is annotated as transcription elongation factor, mitochondrial. Gene Ontology annotation, molecular function: nucleic acid binding; DNA polymerase processivity factor activity. Gene Ontology annotation, biological process: mitochondrial transcription; transcription elongation by mitochondrial RNA polymerase. The coding region runs from base 57 to 1130 and encodes 357 amino acids. The record is from RefSeq and is a predicted model, not a curated record. Gene Ontology annotation, cellular component: mitochondrial nucleoid. NCBI's taxonomy places the organism in Eukaryota, Metazoa, Chordata, Mammalia, Chiroptera, Hipposideridae. The transcript has 4 exons.